Molecule: messenger RNA, 1631 nt
Organism: Camponotus floridanus (Florida carpenter ant)
Lineage: Eukaryota; Metazoa; Arthropoda; Insecta; Hymenoptera; Formicidae
Product: transmembrane protease serine 9
Exons: 10
Coding region: 11-1585 (524 amino acids)
Biological process (GO): proteolysis
Molecular function (GO): serine-type endopeptidase activity
Source: RefSeq, a predicted model, not a curated record
AUUUAUCGCUAUGAAUACUCUCGUUGGCCUUAUAGUUGCGUGCCUGGCAAUCAACGCCUUUGGUUUGCCGAGUUCGCAGAUUAUCGGCGGCAAAGAUGCUCUAGAUGGUUUAUAUCCUUAUCAGGCAUCAUUGAGAGAUUCAUUAAAUAGAUAUUUUUGUAGUGGAGCCAUAAUUAGUGCGCACUACGUCAUUACUGCUGCACAAUGUCUUGAGUAUGUGAAAGACGAGCCAUAUAAUGUUAAUGUCGCUGUUGGAAGUAAUUAUCUUGAUACACCUUAUGCGUUAUAUAAAGCAACAAUCUUGAUAGUGCACGCUGGUUACAAUGAGUUAUUAUAUCUUAAUGAUAUUGGUUUAAUCUAUAUUUCGGAAACUAUCCUAUUUAACGAAAAGGUCCAGCCAAUUACCUUGCCAGUUGUCGAUCGGAAUUAUGACAAUUAUCCUCUUAUAGUUACUGGCUGGGGAAAACUUUGGGCGGACGGUUCGAGCCCUAAUCAUUUACAAGAAAUUAUAGUAAAAGGAUAUUCUCAAGAAACAUGUAAGAGCAUUUUCAAUAACCUCAAGAAAACUCAUAUAUGUACUUUUACAAUGAUGGGUGAAGGAAUGUGCUAUGGUGAUGCUGGUAGCCCACUCGUUGCUGAUGGUGUUCUCAUUGGUCUCGCAUCCUAUGGUUAUAGGUCCUGUGGUGCAGGUUAUCCAGACGUGUCUACUAGAGUAUUUUACUAUAAAUCAUGGAUUAAUUUCCAUACGGAAUCCAUAAAGAAUUUGAUUCUCAAAUGCAGGAUAUAUAUAAAUGGAAAACAACACGUGCAAUGUGCCACAGUACUUAUCGCUAUGAAUACUAUCACCGGUCUCUUUAUAACAUGCUUGGCGCUCAGGGCCUAUGGUUUGCCAAUUUCACAAAUCGUCGGUGGCAAGAAUGCUACGAAUGGCAUGUAUCCUUAUCAAGCAUCAUUGAGAGAUUCAAAGAACAAUAGACAUUUUUGCGGUGGAGCUAUCAUUAGUAAGAGUUUUAUUAUUACCGCAGCGCACUGUCUUAACAAUCUCAACGAUCCGUCCGAUGUUCUUGUUGGUAUUGGAAGCAAUUAUCUUGAUGCACUUACUGUGUAUCAAGUGGCAAAUUUUAUACAACAUGAUGAAUAUGAUAGUUUAUCGCAAAUUAAUGACAUCGGUCUAAUCCGUGUAAUGCAAAAAAUAAAAUUUAAUGAAAAUAUCCAACCGAUUGCCUUGGUAACUGAAGAUCGCAAUUAUGAAGGUCGUAAUUUUGUAGUAACUGGUUGGGGAAGACUCGAGAAUGACGGUUUAAAUCCUAAUUGCUUGCAACAAAUUAUACUGAAAGGAUAUUCACAAAAAGAAUGCAAUAGGCAUUAUGAAAACAACAUUAGAAAAACUCAAAUAUGUACUCGUACGGAACAAGGCGAAGGAAUGUGUAAAGGUGACUCCGGUGGCCCUCUCGUUGCUGAUGAUGUUCUCGUUGGCCUUGUAUCCUUUGGCAUGCUUCCGUGCGGUAGCGGCUUCCCAGAUGUAUUCACCAGGGUAUUUUACUACAGGGACUGGAUUGACAAUUCCAUACAAGGAUUUGAAUGAGCAUGAAAUAUGUCGAGAUGUGUUCAAAAUGUGAUCCGAACAUUAU